AUGCCGACGAAUAAUUGGACGCGAGAAUUAGAAAAAAUGUUGAAUGGUAUUGAACGCCAAGCGACAUUUUCGUUGCAAAAUAUAAGCAAUUUUUGUGAACAAUCAGGUCAAUCUUUCCAUCAAGCAGAUUGGAAAUACUGUCUAGAUCGUGCUAAGGAUAGGUUGAAGGAGAUUUAUUCCAAAUUUAAAAGUGACACGUCAUUCGAUAAAAGUCGAAAUGGAAGUAUUCAAAGAUCAAAAAAUUCUUCGGUAAGAUCUUCAAUUUCAAGCGGAAAAAACGGUUUGAACACGAUCAUUGAAAUUAGUGAUGAUGAAACGGCUAACACAACGGAAGUAAUUGGUGAGAUUGCUCUUAGUGAUGUUGAUCAUGAGAUUAAAACUGAGAAUGAUGAAAACGGUGAUCAACCUUCAGACGGAGAGAUACCAAAUGUUGAGCCAAAAGAAGAAGAUGAAAUGGAAAAUGAGGAGAUUCCCAUAGUUCGUAUUCCAGCCAAUCAACUGAUGGUCGUUUGUAGCCCUGAACGUGUUAAAAUCGAAAAAGACGAAAAUUGUAACAAAGACAAGGGUAUCAAACGUGAACGAUCAAAUUCACCGAAUACCUCAAUUGAAAGUGAUGAGAACAACCGUACAAAUGCUAAUAAUCCAUAUAGAAACAGAUUACGAGCAUCGAAGAAAAAUACGAUCCGAGAAAGGGGUGAUAAAAGAAAUGCAAAAGUGACCAACGAAGAGGAUAACAAUUUAGAUUACAAUGUUUCAGAAGCUGUUAGUGAAGUAAAUGCAGCUAAAAAUGUGGCAAGUUGUCAAAUGACUCUUGAUAAAUGGGUUUUCCAAAAUAAUAAGGGGAAAGAAAACAAGGAAAAAGAACAGUUUAAUGGAGAAGCAGGUGGACAAAACAAAAAGAAGAAAUCGAAUAUUCAGCGAUCAAAUAACAAAAUUGGAGCAGUCUCGAAACCUGGCAAUACUCAAACUCACGAAGGAAAAAAACUGCAUCAAUGUGAUCAAUGUCAGAAGCGAUUCGUAAAAAGAUGUAAUCUUAAAACUCAUAUGAUGACACACACUGGAGAAAAACCGUAUCAAUGUAAUCAUUGUUUGAAACGAUUUCGUCUUAAGAGUUAUCUCAACGAUCACAUUCGAGCUCACACGGGAGACAAACGAUAUCAAUGUGAUCUUUGCGAAAAACGAUUUAUUAAGAAAAGCAAACUCGAUAGGCAUAUUCGAACUCAUACCGGAGAGAAACCGCAACAAUGUGACCUUUGUACCAAACGAUUCGGAACAAAAUGUGAACUUAAAAGACACAUGAGGACUCAUAAAGAUGAUCUGUUCCACUGUUCCGGUUGUUUUCGUGGAUUUUCGCAAAUCACAGAGAAAGAGGCACACGAAAGAGAUUGUAAAACACGUCGAUUCGAGUGCUAUAUUUGUAACAGAGAUGAAAAUAAGAAAAAGUAUGUUACCACUGGAAAGAAUGCAAUAGUGAAUCAUAUGAGAACGCAUACUGGAGAUAAACCACAUCAAUGCAGUCAAUGUCAGAGACGAUUCAAUUGCUUAUCUAAUUUGCUUCGGCAUAAGAAGAGUCAUACUGGAGUAAAACCGCAUAAAUGCGAUCACUGCCAUAAGCGAUUCACCGAUAAAAAAGGCACUAAGAACUAA
Messenger RNA from Contarinia nasturtii (swede midge), 1647 nucleotides. Its product is annotated as zinc finger protein 37-like. The record is from RefSeq and is a predicted model, not a curated record. The transcript has 3 exons. Lineage: Eukaryota; Metazoa; Arthropoda; Insecta; Diptera; Cecidomyiidae. The coding region runs from base 1 to 1647 and encodes 548 amino acids.